AUGGCUGGAAUGGCAAUUAAUUUAAUUCGUUUAGAUGAGGUGUCAAUCGUUGCAGCUAUUCUUGGAAGUUUUAUUAUUUGCUUUGGACUUGUUUCAUUCUUUGUUAAAGAAAAAUUAUAUUUAUCAGAAGCAUCGUUAAAAAUAUUUGAUCCUAACAAGUGGGAAAACACUGAUGAAGUAACACUUGGUUUUACUCGAAUAGCUAUUUCGAUUCAAGUAAUGUUUUCUGGUGUGGCAUUACCAAAAGCUUACCUUUUCAAAGAAAUGAAAUCAUUGUUUGUGUUACUUACACUUGUUAUGACUUAUAUGUGGCUUGUCAGUGGCCUAUUAAUUUGGGGAUUAAUACCAAAUCUUUCAUUUUUGGAAUCUUUGGCAAUUGCUGUUUGUGUAACACCUACAGAUCCAAUUUUAGCAAAUUCAGUUGUUAAGGGUAGAUUUGCAGAAAAACAUGUCCCAAUACAUGUAAGAAAUAUUUUAUCAGCUGAAAGUGCAUCUAAUGAUGGACUUUCAUACCCAUUUUUCUACUUGGUUAUCUUUUUAUUGAAUGAACCAUCUGUCGGGACUGCGAUUGGUAAAUGGAUUCUAUUGGCAUGUCUUUAUCAAGUUGCAUUAAGUAUUGUUAUAGGAAUAGUUGUAGGGUAUAGUGCAAAAAAAUUAUUAUAUUUUUCUGAAAAAAGACAAUUAAUUGACAAACAAUCAUUUUUAGUAUUCGCAAUAGCUUUAGCUGUAACUUGUUUUGUUGCUGGUGCAGUAUUUUCAUGGGAUGAUUGGUUUAGAAGAGAGACAGAAGAAGCACAUUUACAAGAAGUUAUUGAUAUGUUGCUUAAUUUAGCAAUUUUUGUUUACAUUGGUGCAAUUAUACCUUGGUCAACAUUUGUUGGUGGCAUAACUGAAAUAACAUUAUGGAGAUUAUUUGUAUGUUCAAUAUUGAUCCUGUUGUUUCGUAGAUUACCUGCUAUUGUAGCAUUGAUGCAUAUUAUACCUGCAAUUAAAACUUAUCGUGAAGCUGUUUUCACUGGAUGGUUUGGACCAAUUGGCAUAGGUGCAAUUCAUUAUGCUAUAAAAGUUAAAAAUGAGAUUUCACCUGAGGGAAAAGAUUCACUUCUAAAAGAUUCAGUUGAACCAGCUUUAGUAAAAAUUUCAAAAAGAAUAAAUACAAGAACACUAACUACUGGAUCAUUAAAUAAUCAAGUUUCAAGAUUACCUGUUAUUAACUUUGGAACCCAGAUAUUAUUCAAAAAUACCAAAACAAAUGAACAAGAAUCAUCAAAUGAUUCAGCCACAAUCUCAGUUGAUACAAAUUUAGAUCAAGAUGAAGAACAGCAAGUUGAAGAAGAUAAUAAAAAUCAAUCACAAAUAGAUGAUGAUAAAAAU
Molecule: messenger RNA, 1374 nt
Organism: Entrophospora candida
Lineage: Eukaryota; Fungi; Glomeromycota; Glomeromycetes; Entrophosporales; Entrophosporaceae
Source: the annotation of a GenBank genome assembly